This is a messenger RNA of Zychaea mexicana, 1077 nucleotides long. RefSeq lists its product as uncharacterized. The coding region runs from base 121 to 885 and encodes 254 amino acids. Lineage: Eukaryota; Fungi; Mucoromycota; Mucoromycetes; Mucorales; Lichtheimiaceae. The transcript has a single exon. The record is from RefSeq and is a predicted model, not a curated record.
CUUCCUUUCCCUUUCCCUUUCAACAACGACACACGCAUAGGCACACAAUUCAUUUUAUUUUCGCUUUCCUAUACAAAAACCUAAUCACAUACAUAACAUAAAACACUUACGGAAACCCAUAUGGCAUUUCAGAUUCCCACAACGGCAAAUGCGCCCGAAGAUGUGCUCCUGGAGUUCUGCAAACAGCUGACUUGGGAAUGCACGCUUGUCAAGGGCGCCAAAAAACGCAAUCGCUCUUGGCCACAAGUUAUACCAUUCAACAACCUCGUACCUUACUUGUUUCAAGCCCCUGCUUCGGUCAGAAACACAUAUUUUGCUUCACUGGAAAAAUAUGGCGAUUUUACCAGAUUCUUCAAAUUCCAUGCACCUGGCCGAAACCGAGAACUGAACGAUACCGACAACUGGCAGAGCUUUGAAUCUUGGGGUUACGAAUUGGUCCCGUCGCAAGAGGCAUACUUGCAGGACGAACGAUAUGCGGACGGUAUCUUUCCUAAGAUUCAUCGAGCAGGGCCACUGGAUUAUUUACUGGUUAUGUAUCCGCCUUACUUUGCUGCCGCGUUUGAGCUCGUUGAUCAAGAGGCACUCAAAAAGAAACAGUUGGAAGAUGACAUAAAGGUGCAGCGGCAGUCUCACUUGUCGACACAGUAUGCUAAAAGUGCUUUGUCAACUCCUGCCAACUUCGCAUCAACUACCACCAUGUCCGCCACCUCCAAUAACAGCAACAGAAACGCUGCUACUGGAUCAGCAACAACAUCCAGGUUUACGGUGGCACAGGCAACAGGCUUAAAGAACGACAGUUAUACUAUUCCCCGCAACCAUAUGGUAAGACGAAACACCUACAAUAUAAAAGGAGAAAGAGGGGAGGAUAUGGGUCAGCAACUAUAAAGUGAUAAACUAGAUUGACUGAUGUGUGCAAGUAAUGUAAAUUAGACUGAGGAGAAAUACAAGAAGCAACAAAUCGAGGCAUCUAAUAAGAAGGGGGACAUGUAUACCAGAGGCGCCAGGCUCACUUACUCGUCAGCUCGAGAUGACAAAUUAUGCAUGGAGAUCGAAGAGCUGUACAGGGUAAGGAAUGCA